GUCAGUUGAAUAUUUGAAGCGAAUAUGUGGAUCUGUAAAUUAGUUAUAUAUUCUCUGCUCUCCGGAUUUGUAGCUACUCAGAUUUGUGAUGUUCCGUUUACAAGAUAUAUCGGUGGAAAACGCAUUCAAGGCAAACGAAAGCAAUGCUGCAGGGGCUACAGAAAAUUAGGCACUUCCAAACUCAACUGUGUGCCAAUUUGCAAAAACGCCUGCUCGAAUGGCAAAUGCACAAAGCCAAAUGAGUGUACCUGCAAUGUGGGCUAUGUCAACUUAAACCGUAUUAAAUCAAACCGUUGUGUACCCAAUUGCAAGGGCUGCAAUCAUGGAGAAUGCCUAGCCCCUGGCCGCUGUGUCUGUAACGGGGGCUACCAGCUGGAUAGCAAGACCGGCAACUGUGUGCCCCAAUGUGCCGGCGGCUGCCCCAAUGGCACUUGCACUUCGCCCAACAGGUGCAGCUGCAACAAAGGAUACACGCUGAAUGUCACCACCCAGGUGUGCCAGCCCACCUGCGAGGAUAACUGCCAGCGAUUCAAUGGAUUCUGUGCGGCGCCCAACCGAUGUGAUUGCAAUUCCGGCUAUAUUCUAAAACCGAACUCGAAAACCUUCGCCUGCCAGCCCGUUUGUAAAAAUGGUUGCAAAAACGGAGUUUGCCGAGCUCCCGACGUCUGUGAGUGCAAUAAAUUCUUUCAGAAAGAUGCCGAUAAGAACUGCGCCCCCAUCUGCGAGGGGGGAUGCUUGAAUGCAAAGUGUACGAAGCCGGACGUCUGUGAGUGCCUUCCGGGUUAUACGCCAAUCAGCCCAAAUGUCUGCCUGGCCGUUUGUCCAUCGGGCUGCAAAAACGGCGACUGCGUGGCGCCGGAUGUGUGCUCCUGCCACCCAGGACACUCCAAGCUGGACGGCGUCUGCUCUCCUGUUUGCAAGGCUGGAUGUGAGAACGGAUUCUGUAUUUCACCUGAUAAAUGUUCGUGCAAUGAAGGAUAUGAGAUGAAUAUUGAGAACAAGUGUAUUCCAGUUUGCGAAGGUGGAUGUGAGAACGGAUUCUGUAUUUCACCUGACAAGUGUUCCUGCAAUAAAGGAUAUGAAAUGGAUAUUGAAAACAAAUGUAUUCCAGUUUGCGAAGGUGGAUGUGAGAACGGAUUCUGUAUUUCACCUGAUAAAUGUUCUUGCAAUGAAGGAUAUGAGAUGGAUAUUGAGAACAAGUGUAUUCCAGUUUGCGAAGGUGGAUGUGAGAACGGAUUCUGUGUUUCACCUGACAAGUGUUCCUGCAAUGAAGGAUACGAGAUGAAUAAUGGCAACAAAUGUACUCCGAUUUGCAAAGGUGGAUGUGAGAACGGAUUCUGUAUUUCACCUGACAAGUGUUCCUGCAAUGAAGGAUAUGAAAUGGAUGUUGAAAACAAAUGUAUUCCAGUUUGCGAAGGUGGAUGUGAGAACGGAUUCUGUAUUUCACCUGAUAAAUGUUCUUGCAAUGAAGGAUACGGAAUGAAUAAUGGCAACAAAUGUACUCCGAUUUGCAAGAGUGGAUGUGAGAACGGAUUCUGUAUUUCACCUGACAAGUGCUCCUGCAAUGAAGGAUAUGAAAUGAAUACUGGCGACGAAUGUAUUCCGAUUUGCAAAGGUGGAUGUGAGAACGGAUUCUGUAUUUCACCUGACAAGUGCUCCUGCAAUGAAGGAUACGGAAUGAAUAAUGGCAACAAAUGUACUCCGAUUUGCAAAGGUGGAUGUGAGAACGGAUUCUGUAUUUCACCUGACAAGUGCUCCUGCAAUGAAGGAUAUGAAAUGAAUACUGGCGACAAAUGUAUUCCGAUUUGCAAAGGUGGAUGUGAGAACGGAUUCUGUGUUUCACCUGACAAGUGCUCCUGCAAUGAAGGAUAUGAAAUGAAUACUGGCGACAAAUGUAUUCCGAUUUGCAAAGGUGGAUGUGAGAACGGAUUCUGUAUUUCACCUGACAAGUGUUCCUGCAAUGAAGGAUAUGAAAUGGAUAUUGAAAACAAAUGUAUUCCAGUUUGCGAAGGUGGAUGUGAGAACGGAUUCUGUAUUUCACCUGACAAGUGCUCCUGCAAUGAAGGAUAUGAAAUGAAUACUGGCGACAAAUGUAUUCCGAUUUGCAAAGGUGGAUGUGAGAACGGAUUCUGUGUUUCACCUGACAAGUGCUCCUGCAAUGAAGGAUAUGAAAUGAAUACUGGCGACAAAUGUAUUCCGAUUUGCAAAGGUGGAUGUGAGAACGGAUUCUGUAUUUCACCUGACAAGUGUUCCUGCAAUGAAGGAUAUGAAAUGGAUAUUGAAAACAAAUGUAUUCCAGUUUGCGAAGGUGGAUGUGAGAACGGAUUCUGUAUUUCACCUGACAAGUGCUCCUGCAAUGAAGGAUAUGAAAUGAAUACUGGCGACAAAUGUAUUCCGAUUUGCAAAGGUGGAUGUGAGAACGGAUUCUGUAUUUCACCUGACAAGUGCUCCUGCAAUGAAGGAUACGGAAUGAAUAAUGGCAACAAAUGUACUCCGAUUUGCAAAGGUGGAUGUGAGAACGGAUUCUGUAUUUCACCUGACAAGUGUUCCUGCAAUGAAGGAUAUGAAAUGGAUAUUGAAAACAAAUGUAUUCCAGUUUGCGAAGGUGGAUGUGAGAACGGAUUCUGUAUUUCACCUGACAAGUGCUCCUGCAAUGAAGGAUAUGAAAUGAAUACUGGCGACAAAUGUAUUCCGAUUUGCAAAGGUGGAUGUGAGAACGGAUUCUGUAUUUCACCUGACAAGUGCUCCUGCAAUGAAGGAUACGGAAUGAAUAAUGGCAACAAAUGUACUCCGAUUUGCGAAGGUGGAUGUGAGAACGGGUUCUGUGUUUCACCUGACAAGUGUUCCUGCAAUGAAGGAUACGAGAUGAAUAAUGGCAACAAAUGUACUCCGAUUUGCGAAGGUGGAUGUGAGAACGGAUUCUGUAUUUCACCUGAUAAAUGUUCUUGCAAUGAAAGAUAUGAGAUGAAUAUUGAGAACAAGUGUAUUCCAGUUUGCGAAGGUGGAUGUGAGAACGGAUUCUGUAUUUCACCUGACAAGUGUUCCUGCAAUGAAGGCUAUGAAAUGGAUAUUGACAAAAAAUGUAUUCCAGUUUGCGAAGGUGGAUGUGAGAACGGAUUCUGUAUUUCACCUGACAAGUGCUCCUGCAAUGAAGGAUACGGAAUGAAUAAUGGCAACAAAUGUACUUCGAUUUGCAAAGGUGGAUGUGAGAACGGAUUCUGUAUUUCACCUGACAAGUGUUCCUGCAAUAAAGGAUAUGAAAUGGAUAUUGAGAACAAGUGUAUUCCAGUUUGCGAAGGUGGAUGUGAGAACGGAUUCUGUAUUUCACCUGAUAAAUGUUCUUGCAAUGAAGGAUACGAAAUGAAUAAUGGCAACAAAUGUACUCCGAUUUGCAAAGGUGGAUGUGAGAACGGAGUUUGUGUUUCACCUGAAAGGUGUUCUUGCAAUACAGGAUAUGAGAUGGAUAUUGAGAACAAGUGUAUUCCAGUUUGCGAAGGUGGAUGUGAGAACGGAUUCUGUGUUUCACCUGACAAGUGUUCUUGUAAUCAAGGUUUCGAGGUGGAUAAUAAGAUCAAGUGUGUUCCAAUUUGCAAAGGUGGAUGUGAGAACGGAAUCUGUUCCGCUCCCGGAAUAUGUUCAUGCAAUGAGGGAUAUGCCCGUGCGGGUAACGAGACUUGUAUUCCAACCUGUAAGAAGGGAUGUCAAAAUGGAUUAUGUAAGUUGCCUGGGCAGUGUCAGUGUUUCGACGGGUUUAAAAAGUCGGUCGAUGGUGAUUGCGAGCUCCACUGUCCCAGUUCAUGUCAGAAUGGCAAAUGCAUUUCUCCAGGUAUUUGCAAGUGUGAUGACGGCUUUAUUUUUGAUGGGCAAACUGGAAGCUGUUUACCUGAGAAUAAAAAUUUUGUUGAUAUGGACUGUCAACAGUCUUGCCAGAAUGGAACCUGCCUGGACGGAAUAUGUACGUGUGAGGAUAACUAUAAACUGCACAGAGAUAGGAUCGACAAUCGAAGGCUAUCCUGCCUCCCAAUUUGCGAGCCUGAGUGCAUCAACGGAUACUGUGAAGCACCAGGGAUAUGCGCCUGUUUCGAUGGCGAAAGUUCAAUCGAUGGCUAUCAUUGCCCAUCUUUGGAUUCAUCCGAGGCUCUGGAAUCAUCCAAAUAUAAGAAAAAACAGAUUAAGCAAUUAAAGUGGAUAUUUGUUACCAUUGCAGUGGCCGCCUUGGUAUUGGCGAUGGUGAUUGCCAUGCUCAUGAUGCAUAUUUUUAAGAAGCACUCUUAUCGAGUGGACGAGAACGAAAAGAAAUUCGGCGUAUACUUCUCUGCAAAAAUGGCGGACAUAAUUCGGGCCUGAUUUUUGACUAAAAACCAGCAAUAUUCUCAUUAUUUAAUAAAGCGUAGAAAUGAAAUUAAA
This is a messenger RNA of Drosophila elegans, 4407 nucleotides long. RefSeq names its product fibrillin-2 (gene eater). The coding region runs from base 25 to 4347 and encodes 1440 amino acids. The record is from RefSeq and is a predicted model, not a curated record. NCBI's taxonomy places the organism in Eukaryota, Metazoa, Arthropoda, Insecta, Diptera, Drosophilidae. The transcript is spliced from 4 exons.